This is a messenger RNA of Silurus meridionalis, 2438 nucleotides long. It is a transcript of the gene prkra, whose product is annotated as protein kinase, interferon-inducible double stranded RNA dependent activator. The coding region runs from base 133 to 1008 and encodes 291 amino acids. NCBI's taxonomy places the organism in Eukaryota, Metazoa, Chordata, Actinopteri, Siluriformes, Siluridae. The record is from RefSeq and is a predicted model, not a curated record. The transcript has 8 exons.
AGCUUUGAACACGCCCACAACAACCUGCAUCUGAUGUGUUUUGGACGCUGCAGCUCUUCAGAUACAACUUUCUCCUCACUCUGUUAAGUAAUAUGUCAAAAUAGUUCGUCGCUUGUGAUUACUGUCUCAAUAAUGUCUGAAAUCGAUUUGGGUCUGGCAAACCAACAUGUCGCACCUGACAAAACACCAAUUCAGCUGCUUCAUGAAUAUGGCAUCAAAAUUGGCAGUGUGCCUUCUUAUGUGAUGGAGAGAACUGCUGGAGAAGCCCAUCAACCGCUCUUCAUCUUUAAUGUUACUAUUGGGGACAUCACCUGCUCAGGCCAGGGUCCCUCUAAAAAAGCUGCCAAACAGGAGGCUGCGUUUGCGGCUUUGAAAGUCCUUGAUUUAGACAUUGAAAAUUGCCUUCAAAAUCAGAUGAUGGAAAAUAAUGGUUGCUGUGAAGCAAACGACCAGCCUAAUCCAAUAGGAAUACUGCAGGAGUUGGCGAUGCAGAGGUCAUGGCAUCUGCCAGAAUAUAUAGUAUGUUUAGAAGCAGGUCCAGAUCAUAUGAAAGAGUUUACAGUUAUUUGUCGUUUGGAGACACUCUCAGAAAAAGGUACAGGGAGCUCUAAAAAGAAUGCCAGGAGAAUAGCAGCAGAAAAGAUGUUGGAAAAACUUCAAUGUCUCUCAGGGUCUACUGAGAUUAAAUGGAAUCCAAAACCAUAUGUAUAUUUGGAGAGUAUGAGGAAAUCUGAGUUAGAGAAGAUUUCGUUCCUGCGGAGGAAUCCUCUCAGUAUUCCCAACAUGGACUAUGUACAGAUGAUCCUGGAGUUAUCUCAGGAGCAGGGCUUUGAGGUCACAUAUUUUGACAUAAGUGAACUUACAGUAAAUGGGCAGUACCAGUGUUUGGUUGAGCUGUCCACCAUGCCAGUUACAGUGUGUCAUGGUACAGGGCUCUCCUGCAGUAAUGCACACAAUGAUGCAGCUCACAGUGCUCUACAAUACAUGAAGAUAAAGACUAGCACCUAAAUAAUCACCAGCUAUACUGUACAGAUAAGCUUUAAAUUAAUCACCAUGAACAAAUUGGGUCCGUGUCUGAAAGUGUGCUUUGCCCAUUUUUGCUGCAACUACAGUGUCAGUUACUUACUUGAGAGAAAUUUCUUUCUUUCUGAUGGAUGUGUGACAUCCAUGUAGGGCUGUAGCUAUCAAUUAUUUUAGUAAUCGAGUAUUUUACCGAUUAAUCCAUCGAUUAAUAGAGUAAUCGGAUAAGAAGUCCUUUUUUCUUUAUUAAAGAGCAAUAUUAAAUAUACAAGAGAAAAUAAGACGGGUCUAUUCAAAUGAACAAGGAAACGCACUGUAUGGUGUUUUAUUUAUGUUUUAGCUUGAAACUAUUCCAGACUUUGGAAACUUUGUCUUUUCCUUUGGCCUGGAAGCCCAUUAUCGCCACAUAAAAUAAAUGUUUGCAUAAUUCAGACUCGGAAAUUACGAGAUAGGCCUCGAAAUUGUGAGGGGAAAAAAAUUACGCAAACUUUAAAAAAUAUAAAUACUUUUCUCGUAAUCAUCCAACAUUUUUGGUGCAUCCACUGGUUGUCGGUCUAAAGUUAAAGCUGUUGGUGUAUAAACAAGGCCUCCUCUGCUUCAUACUCAAGUUACUCAAGGAAUAGUAAAUUUGCAAUGUAGGUCUCAGUCUGACAUUUUAUUAGUCCAUCACUCACACUCUAGAAACAGAACACUAAAUUAACCACACUUUACCUGAUGAAACAUGCUGGGAGGCAAAAAUGAGACAAUUUGUGAUUGAAAAGAAGUAUUUUGUACAGUGUGCUGUGUAUGAAGUUUUUAUAUUUUUCUUGGAACCUAUAAUUGAAUAUAGAGCAUAUUAUGUUUUUAAAUCUUUGUUUUUAAAUAUUUAAUUUGUAUUUUGUCAUUCUUUUAAAGAAGUGUCAUUCUUUUCCACUUCAGUCAGAAUUAAACCUAAUAUUCAUGGCUGUUAAUCCAAAUAAACAUGUCUCCUUUAUUAUUUAAAUGUCAUUCAUUUCCUCAGAAUGAUAUAUUUUUUUAUCUAACAUUUAUUGUUACAUAUUCAAUGUGAAUCAACUCCAUUGAGAUUUUUUUACCCGAAGGAUGCAAGCAGAAAGAAAAUGUGAAAAAAAGCUCUUUAAUAAUUAAUGUGGCAAUUUAUAUUUAAUAUUUUAUUCAUAAAAGUCUAAUUGAAGUCACUUUCUUUUCUACACUGUUAAAAACGCUGGCAUGAGCAUGAAUUCUUUGUGAAUGAAGGUUUGAGUCCUGGAUAUGAAGUGGGUAGUGUAAUAUUUAAUUUUAUAAGCUAUGUCUCAAAGGGUUUUAUUGAGAACUAAGAGAGCCAGUGGUACUGAGCAGCUGCUGUGUGUUAAUUCAUUUAAAUUAUUUACACUGUUAAGAUGUUUAGCAUCUUUUAAAAGGAAAUAAAUGGAUCACUUGCA